AUGGAUAUAGCCGAGGAUGAGAGAGGUAACCUGCCAUCGGUAAUAAUGGAGGAAGAAGGAAGGUUUGAAGCUGAAAUUGCAGAGGUGCAAGCAUGGUGGAACACCGAGAGAUUCAAGCUAACCAGGCGUCCAUAUUCGGCUAGAGAUGUUGUGUCACUACGAGGAAACCUCAGACAAAGCUACGGCUCAAAUGAAAUGGCGAAAAAGCUAUGGAGAACUCUCAAGAGCCACCAAGCCAAUGGCACAGCCUCUAGGACUUUUGGUGCACUUGAUCCAGUCCAGGUGACCAUGAUGGCCAAGCACUUGGACACCGUAUAUGUCUCUGGUUGGCAGUGCUCAUCCACCCACACCUCCACCAAUGAACCUGGUCCAGACCUUGCUGACUACCCCUAUGACACUGUCCCAAACAAAGUGGAACAUUUAUUUUUUGCCCAACAAUACCAUGAUAGAAAGCAAAGAGAAGCAAGAAUGAGCAUGAGCAGAGAAGAGAGAGCUCGAACUCCUUAUAUUGAUUACUUGAAACCAAUCAUAGCUGAUGGGGAUACUGGAUUUGGUGCCUACACAGCAACUGUUAAGCUUUGUAAGCUUUUUGUGGAACGUGGGGCAGCUGGAGUUCACAUUGAAGACCAGUCCUCAGUGACCAAAAAAUGUGGCCACAUGGCUGGAAAAGUACUUGUUGCCACUAGUGAACACAUCAAUAGGCUAGUGGCUGCAAGGUUGCAAUUUGAUGUCAUGGGGGUUGAGACAAUUUUGGUGGCUAGGACUGAUGCAGUCGCGGCUAAUAAUUUGAUCCAAACUAAUAUUGACCCAAGAGAUCAUCAGUUCAUUUUGGGUGUGACAAAUCCAAACCUUAAGGGGAAAAGUUUGGCUACUCUUUUGGCAGAAGCAAUGGCUGCUGGUAAAACAGGAGUUGAACUUCAAUCUCUUGAAGACCAAUGGAUAUCAAUGGCACAGUUGAAGACAUUCUCUGAUUGUGUUGUGGAUGCCAUUAAGAAUAUGAACAUUGGGGAGACUGAGAAGAUAAGAAGAGUAAAUGAGUGGACGAAUUAUUCUAGUUAUGAUAAAUGUCUCUCAAAUGAGCAAGCGCGCGAGGUUGCUGAGAGACUGGGGCUCAACAACCUGUUCUGGGACUGGGACUUGCCUAGAACCAGAGAAGGCUAUUACAGGUUCAAAGGGUCUGUGAUGGCAGCUGUUGUCCGUGGCUGGGCUUUUGCUCCACAUGCUGAUAUUCUUUGGAUGGAGACUGCAAGUCCUGACUUGGUAGAAUGCACCGAGUUUGCUGAGGGGGUGAAAUCCAAGCACCCGGAGAUCAUGCUGGCUUAUAAUCUUUCACCUUCUUUCAAUUGGGAUGCAUCGGGAAUGACCAAUGAACAAAUGAAGGAGUUCAUUCCUAUGAUUGCCAAGUUGGGCUACUGUUGGCAGUUUAUAACUCUGGCCGGUUUCCAUGCCGAUGCUCUUGUGACUGACACCUUUGCAAGGGAUUAUGCAAGGAGGGGAAUGUUGGCUUAUGUAGAGAGGAUCCAGAGGGAGGAGAGGAACAAUGGGGUUGACACACUUGCUCAUCAAAAAUGGUCUGGUGCAAACUACUAUGAUAAGUACCUCAAGACUGUCCAGGGAGGCAUUUCUUCAACUGCUGCAAUGGGCAAAGGUGUGACUGAGGAGCAAUUCAAAGAAACAUGGACUGGGCCAGGUGCUGUGGACACGGUUGAUGGACCUCUUGUGGUUGCCAAUGCAAGAAUGUAAAAGAGCUACCUUAUAUAUGUUGAGUUUGGUCUGGGAGCUGGGAUUAUUUCCCAGUUCCAAAUUUUAUAUAUAUUCGAACUCAUAAGAAUAAUUUGUUGCAAUAAUUUCAUAUAG
This is a messenger RNA of Quercus robur (English oak), 1857 nucleotides long. RefSeq names its product isocitrate lyase-like. The record is from RefSeq and is a predicted model, not a curated record. Gene Ontology annotation, molecular function: isocitrate lyase activity. The coding region runs from base 1 to 1743 and encodes 580 amino acids. Gene Ontology annotation, biological process: carboxylic acid metabolic process. Gene Ontology annotation, cellular component: glyoxysome. Lineage: Eukaryota; Viridiplantae; Streptophyta; Magnoliopsida; Fagales; Fagaceae. The transcript has 3 exons.